AUGCGGUGUGGUGUCGGUGGGAGUCAUGAUGCCUACUACAACAACGUCAUCUUGCCCACCAUAUUCGGUAUCAUCUGUUUCCUGGGCAUUAUGGGUAACUGCAUGGUCAUCUACACCAUCCUGAAGAAGACCAAGUGCUGCGCCAAGCAGACCGUCCCCGCCAUCUUCAAUCUGUCCAUCGUCGACCUCCUCUUCCUCGUCGGUAUGCCCUUCCUCAUCCACCAAUUGAUGUGCAAUGGCUUGUGGUGCUUCGGCGCCACUAUGUGCACAGUCAUCACCGCCCUGGACUCCAACAGCCAGAUCGUGAGCACCUACAUCCUCACGGUCAUGACUCUGGACCGCUACCUGGCCACGGUCCACCCCAUCCGCUUCAACUACGUUCGGACACCGUGCGUGGCAACCGUGGUUAUCGUUCUAGUAUGGACGCUGUCGUUGCUGACCAUCAUCCCGGUGUGGAUGUACACGGGCCUGGUGGGCUGUGCCCUGCUACUUCCCGAUCCGUCUACCAACUGGUUCACUCUCUACCAGUUUGUCUUGGCUUUCGCUCUGCCGCUUCUCAUCAUCUGCAUGGUCUUUUUCAAGAUCCUCAGGCACAUGGCCACCAGCGUGGCUCCCUUGCCCCCAGCGAGACUGAGGGUGCGCACCAAGAAAGUAACCCGUACAGGCCUGUUGCAUGACCAUUUUUGUUUUGUCGAACCUUUAUUGAACAAGAUCUCUUUACCGAGGGAGACCUGGUGUGGCCAGUGGAAGAAG
Molecule: messenger RNA, 753 nt
Organism: Oncorhynchus keta (chum salmon)
Lineage: Eukaryota; Metazoa; Chordata; Actinopteri; Salmoniformes; Salmonidae
Product: melanin-concentrating hormone receptor 1-like
Exons: 3
Biological process (GO): neuropeptide signaling pathway
Cellular component (GO): membrane; neuron projection
Molecular function (GO): melanin-concentrating hormone receptor activity; neuropeptide binding
Source: RefSeq, a predicted model, not a curated record